Saccostrea echinata is the source of this 4455-nucleotide messenger RNA. RefSeq names its product probable phospholipid-transporting ATPase IIB. Gene Ontology annotation, biological process: phospholipid translocation; endocytosis; retrograde vesicle-mediated transport, Golgi to endoplasmic reticulum. Bases 37 to 3390 code for a protein of 1117 amino acids. The record is from RefSeq and is a predicted model, not a curated record. The transcript is spliced from 26 exons. Gene Ontology annotation, cellular component: trans-Golgi network; plasma membrane; endosome. NCBI's taxonomy places the organism in Eukaryota, Metazoa, Mollusca, Bivalvia, Ostreida, Ostreidae. Gene Ontology annotation, molecular function: ATP hydrolysis activity; ATP binding; magnesium ion binding.
AUGGGACUAGAAUGGCUAGAAAAAUAUUGAACGCGAAUGAGUUUUAGGAACUUCUACGGCACUGCUAAACGAUCUCUACGCGGUAAAAGGCGAACAAGACAGCAAUCAAGUGAUGAUGACACUGAAGAUGAAGAUGGGACUUGUAUGGAUGAUAUGCCACUAAUGUAUAGUAAUGAAGUAAGUUUCAAAAUGGAUGAGAGUGAUUCUCUCGUCAACAGACGACGAAACAGAGGUUUUAAUCAGUCCAGGAUAGGAUACUACAUUAAUGAAGGAUGGGCUAGGUCAUGUGGAAGGUGUUGGGAGAAGCUGUGCAACAGGAGGAAGGAGUAUCAUGCAAGGACUGUACCUAUAGGACUUCAAAGAUCAUCAGAUGAAAAAUAUCCAAAGAAUGUCAUUCGCAAUCAGAAAUACAGCGUCAUUACAUUUAUACCAAAGGUCUUAUUUGAACAGUUCAAGUUCUUCUUAAAUCUGUACUUUCUGGUGAUGGCGUUGUCCCAGUUUAUACCUGAGAUAAGAAUUGGCUACCUCUACACAUACUGGGGGCCUCUUGGUUUUGUGAUUUUUGUUACGAUGUGCCGUGAGGCCCUCGAUGAUUACAGAAGAUACAGACGUGACAAAGAAGCCAACUCGCAGAAAUUCCGUAAGCUAACACGAGAUGGCAUGGUACCAGUUCCCAGCAGUAACAUCAGAGUGGGCGAUCUUAUUGUGGUCGAUAAGGAUCAGCGAGUGCCAGCUGACAUGGUUUUCUUGAGGACCACAGAGAAGACAGGUGCUUGUUUCAUCAGAACAGAUCAGCUGGAUGGAGAGACAGACUGGAAACUAAAGCUAGCAGUACAAAGCACCCAGAAACUUCAUGUCAAUGUGGAUAUUUUGGAUAUAACAGCAGAGGUGUAUGCUGAGGCUCCUCAGAAAGACAUUCACAGUUUUGUUGGUACAUUUAAACGGUAUGAUGAACCUGUAGAAGACUCACUCAGUGUUGAGAAUACUCUCUGGUCCAAUACUGUAGUAGCCUCAGGGUCAGCCCUGGGGGUGGUGAUAUACACAGGGUCAGAGACUCGUAGUGUAAUGAACACCUCCCAGCCACCAUCCAAGGUUGGUCUCCUGGAUCUAGAAGUCAACACACUGACUAAGCUGUUGUUUUUUGCUGUAAUAAUUUUGUCUGUGGUUAUGUUAGCUCUAAAGGGAUUUGAUGGCCCCUGGUACAGAUAUCUCUUCAGAUUUAUACUUCUCUUCUCUUACAUUAUUCCUAUCAGUUUGCGAAUCAAUCUGGACAUGGGGAAGGCAGCAUACUCAUUCAUGAUCCAGCGAGAUAAAUCAAUCCCAGAAACCAUUGCUCGUAGCACCACGAUUCCAGAGGAAUUAGGCCGUGUUAGCUACCUCAUGUCUGACAAAACUGGCACACUCACACAAAAUGAAAUGGUUUUCAAGAAACUACAUCUGGGAACUGUGUCAUUUACCCCUGAAACAAUGGAUGAGGUACAGUCCCAUUUGAGAACCACAUUUGCUCAACAACAAAAGGAGGCACAACCAUCCCAGCAACCUUUCUUAGGUCCCUCCAUGACCCCCUCUCGUAGUGGUGGUCCCGUACGAAGGACAGUGAUCACCCGAGUGUUUGAGGCAGUCAGGGCACUUGCUCUGUGUCACAACGUGACUCCAGUGUAUGAGGAGAGUGAGAAUAGUGAUGUUGGAUACGAAACUGAGGCUGAUCAACAGAGUCAGCAACAGGUGGUGUACCAGGCUUCCAGUCCUGAUGAGGUUGCUUUGGUUACCUGGACAGAGAGUGUUGGUCUGACUUUACUGAAGAGAGAUCUGAAUUCCAUGCAGCUGAGAGCUCCUAAUGGUUCAGUCAUUACCUACCAUAUUCUCCACAUCUUCCCCUUCACAUCAGAGACCAAGAGAAUGGGGAUCAUUGUUAAAGAAGAGAAAACAGGAGAGAUUUCUUUUUACAUGAAAGGUGCUGAUGUUGUAAUGCAGACAAUUGUGCAAUAUAAUGAUUGGUUAGAAGAAGAGUGUGGAAAUAUGGCAAGAGAGGGACUCAGAACUCUUGUUGUUGCUAAAAAAAUAUUGACAGAAGAUCAGUACCAAGAAUUUGAUACUCGCUAUCAUCAAGCCAAAAUGAGCAUUCAGGACAGAAAUGUUAAAAUACAGGGAGUGAUUGAGAGUUUAGAGAGGGACAUGGAGUUGUUAUGUCUGACUGGUGUGGAGGAUAAACUACAGGAAGGUGUUAGACCUACACUGGAAAUGCUGAAAAAUGCUGGCAUUAAGGUGUGGAUGUUGACAGGAGAUAAACUAGAAACUGCUAUUUGUAUCGCUAAGAGUUCUAAGCUUGUGUCCAGGACACAGGACAUUCACAUCUUUGGAGUGGUCAGUGGCCGGACCGAGGCUCAUUUACAGCUGAACGCACUGAGGAGAAAGCAGGACAAUGCCUUAAUAAUCACAGGAAACUCACUACAGGUGUGUCUGAAAUACUAUGAGCAUGAGUUUGUCGAGCUAGCCUGUCAGUGUCCAUCUGUUGUUGUUUGUCGAUGUUCACCAACUCAGAAAGCAGACAUUGUGAAACUCUUACAGAACCACACCGGGAAACGCACAUGUUCCAUAGGGGAUGGAGGAAAUGAUGUCAGUAUGAUCCAGGCAGCUAAUGUUGGUGUUGGAAUUGUGGGUAAAGAAGGAAAACAGGCCUCACUAGCUGCUGAUUUCUCUAUCACUCAGUUUAGUCAUAUCGGGAGGCUUUUAAUGGUGCAUGGCAGAAACAGCUACAAGCGUUCAGCCUCCCUCAGUCAGUUUGUCAUGCAUCGAGGCCUCAUCAUCUCCACAAUGCAGGCUGUAUUCAGCUCUGUUUUCUACUUUGCUUCCAUUGCUUUAUUUCCUGGUUUCCUUAUGAUUGGUUAUGCUACAGUAUAUACAAUGUACCCCGUGUUUUCUCUGGUGCUGGAUAAGGAUGUUUCCGCGGAGACGGCCAUGACCUAUCCUGAACUGUACAAGGAACUGGUCAAGGGGAGAUCACUUUCAUUUAAAACAUUUUUCCUGUGGGUUCUUAUAAGUAUUUAUCAAGGUGGUAUCAUUAUUUACGGUGCUCUGUGGCUGUUUGAUGAAGACUUCGUUCAUGUUGUGUCCAUUACAUUUACCUCCCUCAUUUUGACUGAGCUGCUCAUGGUGGCGUUGACAAUAAGAACAUGGCACUGGGCAAUGGUUGUUGCUGAAGUAUUCAGUUUAGCCAUUUAUAUUUUAUCACUUGUCGUACUGCGUAAUUACUUUGAUGGGACGUUCUUGAGGACAUGGGAUUUUAUCUGGAAGGUAGUGGUCAUCACGUCAGUCAGCUGUAUACCCUUGUAUAUCCUAAAAUACAUACGAAAGAAAUUCUCUCCACCAGUCUAUGCCAAGCUUACUUGAGAUUGUGUGCUAUAGAAUGCCAAGCUUACUUGAGACUAUGUGCUAUAGAGAAAGGAAUAACAGGGUCUGGAUCAUUUUGGAAAACUAUUUCUUACAAGAAGUGUCUCUGAAUCAAUGAACAAGAAAACCAUCAGUACAUAGGAAUAUUUGUGCAAUUUCAUUUACUUUUUUUAGACAUACUUGAAUUCCAUCCUAUUUGGCUGUGUGAUAGCAUUCCUCUCUAUGCUUGUAAAAUACGAUCUAUAAUUCAUUACAGUACUCUAGUGUCUGUAUGACUGUAGAUUACAUUUUAUCUGUAAUUCAUUACAAGUAAUCUCAAUAUUCCCAGUGCUAUGUAUAUUCUUCAUGUAAGGCCUGUAACAGCAAAUUCAAAUAUUACCUUUGAUGCUAUUUUUUCUCAAAGAGGUUAAAUCCACUUGUACAAUCAAUAUACGAGUAAUGGCGAAUUUUACUAGACAAUAUCGUUCUUUUUCUUUACAGUUCAUAUAUAUUUUUUUCAUGCAUACAUUUUUUAAUUUAUUAUGUUAAUCAUGAAUUUACAAUUUUGUUUAUGUUUUUUUUUUACCCCCGCUCCGAAGGAGAGGGGGAUAUACUGUUUUACCCUUGUGUGUCUAGCUGUCUGUGUGUCAGUGUGUAUGUCGGUAUCAAAUUUCCAUCACAGUUUUCUCAGCAACUAUUCAUCACAGAUGCUUAAAAUUUUAGCACAUUCUUUGUUUAGGCAUGCCAUAUGAUGGGAUUCAUUUUUGUAUGAAUUCAAUGUCAACAUGAGAGGGUAUAUUCACAACAGAGCCGGGGUAUUACUAGUGAGCAUUUGCUCACAGACUUCUUGUUUUUUGUAAAAUGAAACUGAGAGUAAAUUAUGGAAUGCUUUUAAGUUAUCACCAGUUUAUUUAUUGAUACAUGUAUUUAAAUAUUGGCUGAAAUACCAUGUACCUAUCAUUACUUUGUUUUUAUUGAUACACAUUCUACCAAUAAUGUAGACUGCUAUAUCUUUGAUGUGACCAUAAACUUUUCUUUUUAGUGGUGUUCGGUUCACCUCUGAAGAAUAAAUGACAUAUAAAUUGU